Molecule: messenger RNA, 664 nt
Organism: Cyprinodon variegatus (sheepshead minnow)
Lineage: Eukaryota; Metazoa; Chordata; Actinopteri; Cyprinodontiformes; Cyprinodontidae
Product: mitogen-activated protein kinase kinase kinase kinase 2-like
Exons: 8
Coding region: 8-664 (218 amino acids)
Biological process (GO): protein phosphorylation
Molecular function (GO): ATP binding; MAP kinase kinase kinase kinase activity
Source: RefSeq, a predicted model, not a curated record
GUGCAGGAUGGCUCCGGAGGUGGCCGCAGUGGAGAAGAAGGGCGGCUACAACCACUUGUGUGACAUCUGGGCUGUUGGCAUCACCGCCAUCGAGUUGGCCGAGCUCCAGCCGCCCAUGUUUGACCUCCACCCGAUGAGAGCGCUGAUGUUGAUGUCCAAGAGCAGCUUCCAGCCUCCAAAGCUGAAGGAAAAAGCCAAGUGGUCUGCAGGUUUCCACAGCUUUGUGAAGAUGGCUCUCAAUAAAAAUCCCCGGAAGAGGCCCUCAGCUGAGACUCUUCUGCAGCAUCCGUUUGUGACCCAGCUGCUGACCCGGAACCUGAUCAUCGAGCUGCUGGACCUGGCCAACAACCCUGAGCUGCACAGCUCCGUCCCACACAGCAUGGAUGACAGCGAGCUGGAGAUUGGGGACGAGGCUCCAGACAAGAUUCAGUCAGCAGGGAAACGUUUGCCUGCGGAGCGGACCGUUUCUGAAGAACAAUUCGACCAGAUAAAGUUUGGACGGCCAGUGAGGAAAGUCACAGAGCCUUACCCUGACCUGGGCUCCUAUGAUGACUGGAGUCUGUCUGGAGACGAAGAUAAUUCACAGAGCCUAACGAUAGCGAGGGCGCCAUCUGCUGAUGUGAGUAUGAACCUGCUUGUCGCUCUUUAUUUCUAUGAGAUCUGA